Messenger RNA from Brassica oleracea var. oleracea, 1065 nucleotides. RefSeq lists its product as uncharacterized. The record is from RefSeq and is a predicted model, not a curated record. NCBI's taxonomy places the organism in Eukaryota, Viridiplantae, Streptophyta, Magnoliopsida, Brassicales, Brassicaceae. The transcript has 3 exons. The annotation marks the transcript as partial. Gene Ontology annotation, molecular function: zinc ion binding; nucleic acid binding.
AUGGACUACCUGAAGGUGCUGGAGCAUAUUUCCAAGUUGGGGACCAAACACUUUGCUAGAAGGGUUGAUCCUAUGGAGGCGGACGAGUGGAGAACCAAGUUGCGUACCAAUGGCACCAUUGAGCACUUUGCUGACUUCGAGGUUGAGUUCAACCAUAAGUACUUUCAUGCUGAGGCGUGGGAUCGUUUGGAGUCCAAGUUCCUGGACUUGACUCAGGGACGGAGGACUGUUCGUGAGUAUGAAGAAGAGUUCAACCGACUCAGGAGGUAUGUGGGAAGAGAACUAGAGGAUGAGAAGGUUCAGGUCCGAAGGUUCAUCCGAGGCCUAAGGGUGGAGCUUCGAACCUACUGUUCUGUUUGUAAGUUCCACACGGUUUCUGAGUUGCUUGAGAGGAUGGCCUUGCUGGAGACCAACCUCACCGAGGAGGGUAAGCAGAAGCUGAAGAGUGUGGUGGUAUCCUCGGGUCAGAGUGGUGACAAGAAGAGGAAGAGGGACUCGACCGAGGAGGGUAAAGCCUCAAGUGGUAGGUCAGAGUGCCCUAAGUGUGGUCGCUACCACGGUGGAGAGUGCUGGAAGGCCAUGGGCGCCUGCACUCGAUGUGGUAAGAUGGAUCACUCAGCCAAGGAUUGUCCAAGCCCGUUGGGUGAGUCCAGGACCUGUCACCACUGCGGCCAGAAGGGCCAUUACCGCAGGGAUUGCCCUAAGUUGCAAGGCAACCAGGGUAAGGGUCGUGGAGAGGCUAACAGGCCAGUCCAGGGACGAGGCCAGACCUCAACACCUCGUGUGUAUGAACUAUCCAAGGAUGUGGGUGGGACUCAGCCUUUCCAAGCGAUCACUGGAAAGGAGGCAACUGGAGCGUCUGGAGCAGUGGGGCAGGAUGGUGCUAAACAGACCGGAGUGUUACCAGCUGGAACCAUUCCAACCACAAAGCUACCCGCUCAGGUGGAGCAGGUGGGCAAUUUAACCGGACUUCCAGUGGGUCCAACUCUUCCUACUGAGGUUAAUGAAACUAAUGUGGAUGAGAAGCAAGAGCAAGUCCAUGGAGACGACACUGGGUCGUCCAAC